CCAUUGCCACCAUUUACAACUAUAAUAGAGGCCCUCUGGCAGGACCAAAAAGAACAAGGAGGAGAGAAAAGGGAAAAAGUUGAAGUGCUGAAUCCAACAGUUACCAUGCAUGAGGAUAGAAUGGGAGGAAUUGGUCGAGACCGUUAGGAGGCUUGCCAAUAGCCUCACACUUCGGCCAUGGGACACGCUGAGCCUCGCGACCCAGCUUGGCUGUGGCACGCCCUUGACGACAACCUCUUCUCGGACCCAGACAAGUGGGCGACUCCGCAGUGGAAGGCCUAUGGAACCCUCUGCGCCUCCUUCCGCGACCGCGCCAGGACUCCAGACAGCGCCAUCACCCCGGAGAAACACGGCGAGGCCAGGAAAGUCUCUAUGGAGGUGAACGAGUUCGGGAUUUUGGACGAUCCCACCGCCCCGCACACCUCUCUCGACCGGCUGGCCGACCGCCUGAUGGGUAAGCUUGCCGAGAUCCUUGAUGAGGCCAAGGCCCCAAGCACGUACGAAAAUAGUAUCCGGUUCUUGGCCAACUCUGCUAUGUCUACUGAUCUCAACAUUCUCCGAGCAUGGGACCAUAUCAUGGUCGUUUGCAAAUCCCACGCCCUCGAGAACUAUGACGACAUAUUUGGAAGGGAUGGCGACUCCAUCGACCUCGUCGUGAGCCCUGGCAUCUUUCAGUCGGGCCGACCAAAAACUGGGUUCUAUGAGGGACUUUGGGCCCAUCCCAUCCGGGUGGCCGUUAAGGGAGAGCUCGAAGACGCCACGGCAGAUUUCAGAUCGUUCAUCAUGAAGAAUACGAUAGGCUCGAGGGUGGCUAGCACCUAA
Messenger RNA from Lasiosphaeria miniovina, 822 nucleotides. RefSeq lists its product as uncharacterized. The transcript has 4 exons. NCBI's taxonomy places the organism in Eukaryota, Fungi, Ascomycota, Sordariomycetes, Sordariales, Lasiosphaeriaceae. The record is from RefSeq and is a predicted model, not a curated record. Bases 178 to 822 code for a protein of 214 amino acids.